AUGUAAUCCAAUAUGCUUAUCCAAAAUGACAGACACGAGACAGCGCACCAAACUAUCAAAAGCAAACAUUUGGUCAGGGAGGACUUGUAGUUGUAGCUAUACCUUACAAGAAAACAAACAUGUAACUUGUCGGUAGGACAUGCUCCUAAAUCCCCCACGUAUAAAUUAUUGGCCAACUCUAAACUCUCACAACAGUAUUUCUAAUCUUGUAAAAUAGGCUAAUCCACAUUUCCCCAGUCAUGCAAGCCAAGGCCCUCUCCCACCCCCUUUCAUGCAGUCCGUGGCGGCCGCGCCACCACCUUGUCCGCCGUUUACCUCUUCCCUCCGCCGUGGCCUUACACCGCCAAAUGAUUACCCACUCAAUGCCAGCAGAAAAGUUAGAAGUGUUCAAGUCAUUAGAGCCUUGGGUGACCCAAAGCGUUCUCCCUUUCCUCAAGCCCGUUGAAAAUUCCUGGCAGCCCAAUGAUCUCCUUCCGAACCCAUCUCAGCCGUCGGAUGAAUUCGUCGACGAAAUUCGGGCCCUGAGGCAACGGACUUGUGAACUUUCAGACGAUUACCUUGUAGUGCUAGUGGGAGAUAUGAUAACGGAAGAAGCUUUGCCAACUUAUCUGACCUGGAUUAAUACUCUUGAUGGGGUUCGUGAUGACACUGCAUCCAGUUCAUCUCCUUGGGCUAUGUGGAGUCGGGGCUGGACUGCUGAGGAGAAUAGGCAUGGAGAUCUGCUACGGACAUAUUUAUACCUUUCUGGUCGUGUUGACAUGAAGAUGAUCGAAAGAACUGUGCAUCAUUUGAUUGGAUCCGGGAUGGAUGUAGGAACAGAGAACAACCCCUACUUAGGCUUUGUGUACACAUCAUUCCAAGAAAGAGCCACAUUCGUGUCACAUGGCAAUACUGCUCGUCUAGCCAAGGGUGCCGACCCAAUAUUAGCACGCAUAUGUGGAACAAUAGCAGCGGACGAAAAGCGACACGAAAACGCCUACGUCAAGAUGGUUGAGAAAUUGCUGGAAUUGGACCCAAAUGACUCCAUGCUAGCCAUUGCUAAUAUGAUGAGAAGGAGGAUUACGAUGCCUGCCCACCUAAUGUACGAUGGGUGUGAUCCAGAUCUAUUCGAGCACUUUGCUGCUGUGGCUCAAAGGUUAGGAGUGUAUACAAGUCAUGAUUAUGCAGAUAUAUUGGAGUUUUUGAUCGAUCGAUGGGCAUUGGAAAAGCUUGAAGGAAUUAAGGAUGAGGCAAAACGUGAGCAAGACUUUGUGUGUGGAUUACCACCUAAGAUAAAAAGGUUGCAAGAGAGAGCCGACGAGAGAGCUAAGAAGUUGGACCUGCGUCAAGUGAAGUUUAGCUGGAUUUUCAACAAGGAAGUGAGCAUAUAAGAGAGUUCAUUUGUGAAAAAUGUACAAGAUUAGCCACACAACCAAGCAUUAAAGCUAUGCCUAGAAAUGGAAUUGGAAAAUGGUAAUGGUAAGAAUGUGUUGUGAAUGCCUAAUUUUUGCAAGGUUUUUCCAAAAUAAUAAUAAUAAUAAUAAUAACUUUUGGAUGAUUUUGGCUA
Nicotiana tabacum (common tobacco) is the source of this 1546-nucleotide messenger RNA. Its product is annotated as stearoyl-[acyl-carrier-protein] 9-desaturase 6, chloroplastic. The record is from RefSeq and is a predicted model, not a curated record. Gene Ontology annotation, biological process: fatty acid metabolic process. Gene Ontology annotation, molecular function: stearoyl-[ACP] desaturase activity. Gene Ontology annotation, cellular component: chloroplast stroma. NCBI's taxonomy places the organism in Eukaryota, Viridiplantae, Streptophyta, Magnoliopsida, Solanales, Solanaceae.